UUAUAGGAAAUAACGCCUUACCGUGAGAGCGCGUGCUGGACGUGAAACAGAAGGCAAAGUUGUCUAAUUCUGACCGCACACUAUUUUAAACAAGCCGAGAUUAGCUCUGCAUGUGCAACGUUGUGUCUGAGUGCGCAGCUGUCACGGAAACACGCCGGUGUCACGGGAGCUCGCGUUGCACCGCUCAUCAAACAACGAAGGCUUGGAACCUUCACGCGCACAUUUUUUUUUCUUCAAAAGGAGGCGGAUUACAAGCAAAAAGAAAAAAAAAAAAGUUGGCAAACCGAAACUCCGUGCGUACCAGCGCACGAGAAGGAAGUGUAAUGAAACGGGAAUGCGGCUUGUUUUUGAUGUGUUAGGAGCUGAGAAAUCGACACAUCAGCUGCUGUUCGGCGUCACGCUGUCAAUAAAGACAACAACAACAACACAGGUGAAGCAGGUGACUUGGGAAUAUUCACAGAGCCAGAUUGGAGGCAUGAGGCGUGCUCAGAUUGUUCAAUGUGCUGUGAAGACAUUUAAAUCGGAUCUGAGGUGAAGGAGCGUACAGAAGAGAAAAACGUUAACGUGACUUUAUAGUUUGUGUCUCAGUCAUCACUUAUGGAUAUCUUGCUUCCACGCACCGGCCACUGGACAGCUGUUUUGGUGGCAUGUACACUGGCUGAGAUGUGAUCCUGACACCUUUACGCACCUUUACGCAUUUUUACGCACCUUUACGCGCACGCACGUGUACAUCCCCUGUCCCCAGGUAGCCUCCUAAAUACACCACCUUAUAUUUCUGUGACAAAAUGAUGAGCACCGGUCCAAGCAUCGUGUACGAGUGGCUGAAAACGCUCCAGCUUUGUCAGUAUGUCGAAGCGUUCGUGGAUAACGGCUACGACGACCUGGAAGUUUGUAAACAGAUCGGAGACCCCGAUCUGGACGCAAUCGGCGUGUUUAUACCACACCACCGACAACGUAUUCACGACGCCGUGACAAGACUCAAAGACGAGGACAAGCAGGCUGCCUCGGGGCUUUAUUUCACCUUAGAGCCGCUGAUCCCGAGCCUCAGGGGAUCCAGGUCUUGGACAGAUCAAAUUGGAAUGACGUGCACGGGGUCACACCGGAACCUGACCUUCCAUAACCGGGAGCUUGUAGUCUACCCAAAACUGAAGCUGAAGAUCAUGAUCAGGGAUAAACUCAUUAGGGACGGGAUUAAUCUGUCUAGGCCUCCAUAUUCUAACAAGGAUGGCUCUCUGGGUAAUAUCGACGAUCUAGCGCAGGAAUACUCGGAAUACUACAACACGUGCUUCAGUGACGUCAGCGAGCGCAUGGAGGAGCUACGCCGGCGUCGCGUCUCCCAGGAGCUAGAGAUGGAUAAAACAGACACCAGCUCCCUCCAUCUGAACUCUGAGCUCCAGGACUCCCUCAGUUUCAGCAGCCAGGUGUCUACACCAGAAACGGAAAGAAAGAUUUCUCUGCACAAGUCCAACUCCGAAGACGGCUCAGGAAAAUGGGAUAGCAAGAAGAAAAACAAAUCCUUCUGGCAAAACUUCAGAAAAUCCCAGAAAGGGCUCACACGACAGAGCUCGAAAGGAGAGGACGUCGGCUACGUGGCCAGCGAGAUCACGAUGAGCGACGAGGAGCGCAUCCAGCUGAUGAUGAUGGUCAAAGAAAAGAUGAUCACGGUGGAGGAGGCGCUGGCUCGGCUUAAGGAGUAUGAGAGGAGCAGGCAGUUGAGCACCAGUUCAGACACUGCAGAGUGUGCUGAUGGAUCCAGUCCCUCUGUUAACCUGCCCUCCACCUGCAACUCUCGCGAACAGUCUGACGACGAGCAGGAAGACUCUGUGAAAUUCAAAAGGCUUCACAAACUGGUCAACUCCACACGCCGUGUACGCAAGAAACUUAUCAAAGUCGAUGAUGGCAAAAGGCAGGGGUCUGAAGACUCUCUGAGCUUGGACACGUCCCCUUCGUGCGAGGACACCAGCGCCCUGUACGCAGACGUCAAUAAAAAAGGCGCCCGCUGCACGGUGGACUCGUCGCUGUCCUCUUUGACCAAGGAUCAGGUCUCAGUGGACGAAGACAGGGACAGCUUAAGUACAUCUCCAUCUUCUAGCAGCCUGGAGGCAUGGACCUCUGGACACAGGCUGGUAAAGCCCUCGCCUAAACCGCACGGCCUGGUCCGGGCUCUAGCCAGCACCGGUGCCGGUACCGAGGACGAGCCCCAGUCCAGGAAGUCGUCUCUCUCUCACGGAAGGACGUGUAGCUUUGGGGGUUUCGAUCUGUCCAACCGAUCACUUCAUGUGGUCAGCACAGCUUCUGAGCCUCAUGAGCAGGAGGCUCUGAACAGGGAUGUAAUAAAGUCUCCGACAAGCUCUCGCAUCUCUCUGGGAAGGAAAGUAAAGUCUGUGAAAGAGACAAUGAGAAAACGCAUAUCCAAGAAAUACAGCAGUUCUCUUUCUGAACAGUCCAGUCCAGAUGGGAUUCCCAGCUCUCCUCAAUCUCCUCAGCCAGACACUGACUCCCUGGAAAAGCCCAAACUAAAGGCAGGAGGAUCUGUGGAGAGUCUACGCAGCUCUCUGAGCGGACAGAGCUCCAUGAGUGGCCAGACUGUAAGCACCACAGACUCGUCUGCCAGUAAUCGUGAGAGUGUGAAAUCAGAGGAUGGGGAUGAUGAAGAGCCUCCGUACAGAGGGCCGUUCUGUGGCAGGGCCAGAGUGCACACAGACUUCACUCCCAGCCCUUAUGAUACAGACUCGCUCAAACUAAAGAGAGGAGACGUGAUCGACAUCAUCAGUAAGCCACCCAUGGGCACGUGGAUGGGGCUACUCAACAACAAGGUCGGAACCUUCAAGUUCAUCUAUGUAGACGUCCUGGUGGAGGAGGAGGAGAAACCCAAACGCACCAUCAGGAGGAGAAGAAAGGGUCGAGCUCCAAAACCCAGCUCUGUAGAAGAGCUUUUAGAAAGGAUCAACCUAAAAGAGCACAUGCCUACGUUCUUGUUUAACGGCUAUGAGGAUUUGGACACCUUUAAACUGCUUGAAGAAGAGGAUCUGGAUGAACUGAAUAUCAGAGACCCUCAACACAGAGCUGUACUCCUCACUGCUGUAGAGUUACUACAGGAGUAUGACAGCAGCAGUGACCCCGAGCGCAGUGCCCUCUCUGGCUCCCAGGAAAAACUCCUCAGUGAGGGGAGGGGCUUGGCAGCUAACUCCCCCCGGGAUUCUGGUUGCUAUGAAAGCAGCGAAAACCUGGAGAACGGUAAGCCUCGUAAAUCUCGCUCAAGUCGCCGUUCUUCUGGCUUUGAAUCUGGUCGAGGCCAGUCUCUGGAUUUCCCCACACUUCCCAUCAGCAACUCCACUGAGGAGCUGCAGCAUCAGUCCAAGAAAGAACGCAAGUUCCCCAAGCACUUUCUUCCCCGCCCUAUCAAGGGCUUUAGCCUGCGUUCACUGGGCCUGAGAAAGGGUCUUCAAUCAGGACAGAUGUGUAAGAUGGCAGCCAGUCGCAGCUGCGAGGAGCUUGAUGGGACUUUAGAUGCUCCACAGUGCUGGAAAAGGUCUCAUUCUCUGGGAGACAUACAGUGGCAGCAGGCCUCUGACCAGAGCAAGGAGAAAAGAAAUGAGACCCAGCGUGGUGAUAAAAGGCAGAGAGAGGCAAACUUCGCAAUUCUUCAGUCCAGCACUCAGAACAGUGGAGAAUCCCAGUUGAACUCAAAAACAGAACUGUGCAGUGCAAAACGGGUCGAGAGACCUCUAGUGCCCACCCAACUGCCUCUUAAGCCUUCAUGCCAAGCUCCAGUUAAACAGCCAGACUCUGCCCCAACCAGCCCGGCUCCUCGUACUCACCCCAAAAAGCCUCCUGUUCCCCCUCCUGUUCCUGCCAAAAAGACCAAAGAGCGGGUAGUAAAUGGGUUGCGGCACCCAUCUUUUGCCCUGCCAAGUUCUAGUCCAGGCACACCAUCUCUGUCCUCUAAACCCUUAAGCAGUCCUACUAGCCCCUCUGAAAGUAUCCCAUCCACAUCAGUGUCUCCAGAUGAUUCAGAGAAACCGCCAGCGUGGCUCUCUGACUUGCCCGAGUCUGCCUGCCCACAGAUUCAGGGAGUCAAGAUAUCCCUCGGCAAGAAGAUCUCCCAUGCCAAAAUCACCGAUUUGGAGACGUUACUGGGGGAGAAGCUUUGCUCAGAGGGCAUCGAUCUCAUGGCAGAACCAUACUCGGAUAAGCAUGGCCGCUGCGGUAUUCCUCCGCUGUUAGUGCAGAGAUACUCUGAGGACUUCCAGCAGCCACUGAAAGACGUGGCCUCCACUCUGGACCAAAUCAGAGUUAAGCAGCUACGCAAGGAGCACCGCAUGGCUAUUCCGACUGGAGGGUUGAUGGACAUGUGUCGGAAGCCCGUGUCUCCAGUGCACUUGAGCUCCAUAUCUGACUGGCUGGUGUCCAUUGGCAUGCCUAUGUAUUCCGACCUCCUGCUAGCGGCGGGUUACGACACGCUGGGCUGCUUGUCUGCUCUUACCGAGGCAGCAGUACGCAAGGCAGGACUACAGGAGGAGCGACACAUCCGCCGGUUGCUUAUUGAAGCUCAGCUCAUCGCAACCAGCAGCAGACUUAACAACUUGUGACUGCUUAAUGAAUAGCCACAAACUGCUGACUGCGCUGAUCUGAGGAUCAAACGUGUCACUUCCAGUGGAGAAAAAGUGCUGGAUGAGGAAUGGGGAAUAAACCUGGGUUCUCUGUAGCAUUUCAUGAAAAAUAUCUCUUCAUCUGCAUUUUCCAAGCAUUUGUUAUGUCCUUUUCUUUAACUCUGUGAUGCUGAUGUUUACAGAAAGGACCUCUGUGGCUUCCAGGAACCGUUAGUGGUGGAUCUUUGUAACAAUCCUAAAAGGCUUGCUUUUUUUAAAAGAAAGAAAGAGCACAUGAUUUUUGAGAUUUUUAUAAAGAUUUUGGCUUAAGACUCAAGACUGUUUUGUCCUGUUCUGAUGAAUACUUGUUUGUAAGGAAGAAGGACAUUUUGUGCUUCUUCGGCACGGCGAGAUGUCGUAGCCCGGCCAAAUUUCUGUAAUUUCCUGCAGGUUAAUCGGUUAAACGCGCAACUUUUCAGCUAGAAAUAAAUACUAUUAUCAGUUCAUUAUGGGAUGUUAGUUUUAAUGCUAGAUCGGAGUUUACGUUCUGAGCGCUUAGAUCAGGAUGAUGUGUAUUUUAUUUUAUUUGCCGAAGGGAAUAUAUUUGUAUAGUCUGUAAGCCAUUUCAGCUUCCUCUGUGUCAAGGGGUUAAGUUGUAAAGCAUUGUAAAGCCUUUUUUUUUUUUUUUUUUUUUUGCCUUUACUUACUUAAAGUAUACAUCUAAUAAUGUAUAUUCAGAUAGCAUUUAAUCAUAGAAUACACAGUAUCUUAACUUUCAUUACUCGUCUGUUCUGGGAUCAAAUCAUUUAUUCCUGAAUUAUUUUACAUACCUUUAAGCUUUGCCUUUGCCAUCAUGAACGAUGGACACCACAGUAAUAAUUCUCUUCCACGGUGAUAACGUGCUUGUAUUUAAUGUAAACACUUUGGAGUUUUAGAGCUUUGAGGAAAACCUCCCCAACACUGUGGCAAUACUUAAAUCCUAAUAUGUAAACUCGCUCCUAAAUGUCGUCCUUGCCAAGUGAAAAGCACAGUCUGAAACGCCAAAACUAAUAGAAAGUGCUCAGAUCGAAACAGCGUCCUUCUGGAGGAUGCACGGUAGAAAAAAUGUCUUGAGUGGGAAUCCAGAUCAGUGAAGACGCUCAGACUGAUGAGGCUCCAGACUGAUGAGUCUCUGCAUCAAGGGACCCGUGACGAUGUUUUUCUUUUUGGUAACACAUUCUUUUAUAGAGUUUAUUUUGGGGGGAGAGAGAGAAAGAGACCACAGGCGCUGGCAUGACUUUUAAUCCGAACACAUCUGCCAAUGGCUUGAGGAUGGGAUUCUACCCAUUAAUGAGGAGUUUAAACUUCAAGGAAGUGUGUAGCUUGUAAAUAAAUGAGGAUCAGGACACAGAAGGUAUGAUGUGGCCCAAUGCACAGUAACUUAAAAAACUAAAGCAGGAAGUAUUUUACUCCUUUUUAUUACAGCAAUUUAAAAAUGAUUACAUUCUUUACGCGGAUGAUUUUUGUCAGUUUCUUUUUAACCCUUAAUAUCUCUUUUACCCUCUCGCUCAAAGUUAAUAGACGACGACGACGACGAAAAGUGUUGUCUCGUUUUAAGAAAGCACAGAAAAAUCAUCUCCCAUGCCAGAGAACUUCAAACUUAACCUUUAACUGGUACCAAGUGCUGACACUGCAGACUCAUUACAAAACAAUUCAGAAUAAAUGUCUCCUUAUGGAAAACUUGACUGACACGUUUCCUAACCUGCUCAAGUGAAGUGUUCGCUGUACAGCAAACGCAGCUAAUACGCACACUAAGGCACAUGUUUGGUAGUGAUGAAUUUCCUACACGUAGACUUUUUUAAAAAAUCUACUAUGGCACAACUUUUUCAACAAUUUACAUUAGGAACGAAACUUAUGGCACCCCAAACGCCGAGUCUUUAAAGAGGAGCGGAAAAUCAGAAACCGAUGCCUUUUUAACAAUGCAAUCACGGUGUAAUGGCGAGUUUUAUAAAAAUGUACAUAGAUAUUUCAUAAAAUGUUACUAAUUAUUAUAAAAUGCACUUUAUAUUCAAGUACAUACAGAUUAAAGGGGUUUUUUUUUUCAGGAUGAACAAAUGAGUAAACGUUAAAGUCCGCAGACGGACAGUUACAUUCAGGGUUUAUGUGGAUGAUUGCAGUGGAUUUAUACCGGUUUAAAACUAACCUGUUUUUUUUGUUUGUUUGUUUUUUUCCCCGUCAUUAUUCAUCAAGAAUGACAAGUAACAAGCUGAAUUGGUUUGAAAAUUCCUUAAAACGAUUCGAAUUACAUAUAUGAAAUUGUGGACGUGUUGCACAUUCUGUAUAUGUAAUUGAUAUUUAAAUAACUUAUUUUUUUUUCUUUUUCAUAUCAAAUUAUUAGGUGUAUUAUAUACGAAAAAAAUAGCAAUACUCUUUUAUUUUAUUUUUUUGCAUAUUGCUUUAGCUGAUGUCCUGCUACAGUACCUAUUGUAAAAUAUCUCUGUACAAAUGAUUUUUUUUUUUUUGCUUUGACCCAGCUAAUGAUUGUCUAUAAAGAUUUUGCUUGUGUAUUGAAAACAAAAAAAAGUCUAAAACUAUUUGUCACUCUGAAGUGUAAUAAAAAAUAAAAUAUCUUCGGAAUGGACUGAAGGUGACGUC
Messenger RNA from Tachysurus fulvidraco (yellow catfish), 7226 nucleotides. RefSeq names its product SAM and SH3 domain containing 1a (gene sash1a). The record is from RefSeq and is a predicted model, not a curated record. NCBI's taxonomy places the organism in Eukaryota, Metazoa, Chordata, Actinopteri, Siluriformes, Bagridae. The transcript has 20 exons. Bases 786 to 4592 code for a protein of 1268 amino acids. Gene Ontology annotation, molecular function: protein binding.